This is a messenger RNA of Limulus polyphemus (Atlantic horseshoe crab), 1148 nucleotides long. Its product is annotated as homeobox protein HMX1-like. Gene Ontology annotation, biological process: regulation of DNA-templated transcription. Bases 108 to 992 code for a protein of 294 amino acids. The transcript is spliced from 3 exons. Gene Ontology annotation, molecular function: DNA-binding transcription factor activity, RNA polymerase II-specific; DNA binding. Lineage: Eukaryota; Metazoa; Arthropoda; Merostomata; Xiphosura; Limulidae. The record is from RefSeq and is a predicted model, not a curated record.
CAAUUAUGUCAUGAGCUUUGGUGACAGCAUAGAUUAACGUGAGAAAACGAUAUCUCUAUUAGAGGCAUCGUUUCUUCAGGGGUCAAAUUUAGCAACCAAUAAGAAGGAUGAACAACUACAACUCUGAGAAUGAAACUAACCGAACAGAAGAACUGAAGGUUAAUCGAAUGAAGACCUCUUCCACAGUGACAUCUGAUUUCUUUAUUGAAAAUUUGCUUUCCGGAAAACAUUCCUUGCCUUCUGGUCAAGACUGGACAAUGGUUAGUAGAAGGGUUUUUACUCAUGCCACGUUCCCCAAGCUCUAUGAAAAAAACUGCAAAUCGUAUAAUAUUGGUGGCACAUCCUGCUCAGUAUCGGAUUCACAUGUUUGGCUACAACAUCCAUCCUGCUCAAAUCAAUGGUCGGUAACAUCUGACAACAAUACUGUUGAUAAUGAAGAGUUGGAAAGUAGUACUCGAGAGGAGAUGGAGAAUUAUCAAGAGGGGUGUCAGUCUGAGAGUGAAGAAACUAUCGGUAGGUGUCACCCCUCAGAGGAAAGAAAAAAGAGACAAAGAACAACAUUCACUGCGACUCAGAUCAAAACAUUGGAAUCCGAGUUUGAACGAAACAGGUAUCUUUCUGUUUCGAAGAGAAUGCAGCUUUCUAAAACCCUUCAACUUACAGAAACUCAGAUUAAAAUCUGGUUCCAGAACAGAAGGACAAAGUGGAAACGCAUGUACACAAACGACCUGGAAGUUUUAGCCCAGCACUAUUACCAGUCCUUAGGAAUGUUUACAACUCGUCCUAUGUUUAUUGGAGACCGGCUCUGGCUAUUCAGUUGUUUGCCUGGACACCUAAACCCAAACAGGGGUUUGUCUGGACACCCAAGCCUAUGCGACGUCGAUCCGCUUUCCACAACCCAGCUUUCUUCUAUCCUUGACCAUUCAGGACUGACGUAUUUUGGUCCUUCGCCAAAACGUCACGAUUCCACAGAACUAAGGUCUGCUAGAUAAGUUUCAGAACCUAUAUAUCCACUAAGUUUUAUGAGAUUCGAUUAGGGCUAUCUGAGCAGAUAAUCCUGGUGGUCGAUAUAUAUACACACACAACAUGAUCAUACAGUAGAAAGUCGAGUCCUGCUCGAUUUGACUAGAGGCCAGAAAUAACUUGGU